This is a messenger RNA of Epinephelus lanceolatus (giant grouper), 3267 nucleotides long. Its product is annotated as pituitary adenylate cyclase-activating polypeptide type I receptor-like. The record is from RefSeq and is a predicted model, not a curated record. Gene Ontology annotation, molecular function: peptide hormone binding; G protein-coupled peptide receptor activity; vasoactive intestinal polypeptide receptor activity. Gene Ontology annotation, cellular component: plasma membrane. NCBI's taxonomy places the organism in Eukaryota, Metazoa, Chordata, Actinopteri, Perciformes, Serranidae. Gene Ontology annotation, biological process: adenylate cyclase-modulating G protein-coupled receptor signaling pathway; cell surface receptor signaling pathway.
CGAUCGUUUCUCCUUUCACUUCAACAUCCCAGUGUUCAGACUUCUUCUUUUUCAUCUCCUUGUGGUCAAUUUAUGUCUAUCUCUCCCCCUCCAGCUGCAUUUGUAGACUAAACUGUUGUCUCACUUUGUUGUCUGUGCGAAUCCCGAAGGAGCUGACUUCCUCCUCCUCCUCCUCCUCCUCCUCUUCCUCCUCCUCCUCCUCCUCCUCCACCUCCUCCUCCACAUCGUCGUGGUGCCGCAGCAGCCAACGCGGUGAGUGCGUCCUGCAGCAGCAGCAGCAGCAGCAGCAACAACAGCAGCAAAAAGGCACCUGUCGUUUUCCGGACCGACCGUUUUAGGAGUAAAACAACGUGUUCUCCGAAAACACCAUCACACCCAAACACGGCGGGUAUGCGUGAAUACCGAUGGCUUCAUGUGUAGAUAUCUGCGCCUCUGAAAAUUACGCAUCGAGCCCUUGAUGCUGAAGUGUGGUGACGCUGAGGGGAGCAAUUUCAGUGUGUCCCUGUGAACACACACACACUGAGACAAAAACACACACACAUAUAUUGUGGAGCCUUCUGGAUACAAGCGCUUCACAGGAGACAAUGAGAGGCUACCUGCUGACUGCAAUCUUUCUGCUGCCCUUGGUGGCCUCAGAGUCCGGGCACUGUAUCAUCAAGCGUGAACAUGAGAAAUGCAUGGAGAGGAUCAUGCUGCACAACCCCAGUGAUGACCUUGAAUUAGUGUGUCCAUGGAUGUGGGAUAACCUUACCUGCUGGCAGGCGGCCAGAGUCGGUGAAGUGGUGGUGGUCAACUGUCCAGAGCUCUUCAACGACCUCAUGGACCCUGAGGAUGAGAUGGGGAAGGUCAGUCGUAACUGCACCGAGGACGGCUGGUCUGAACCUUUCCCUCACUACGUGGACGUCUGCAUGUUCUAUGACAACACCAGUGAACCUACAGAUGACCCGAUACAUACGUACUUCGAUUCAGUCAGGGCCCUGUACACGGUUGGCUACAGCACAUCGCUGGUGUCUCUGACUACAGCCAUGGUCAUUCUCUGCAGAUUCAGGAAGCUCCACUGUACCAGGAACUUCAUCCACAUGAACCUGUUUGUGUCCUUCAUCCUGAGAGCCAUCUCAGUCUUCAUCAAGGACGGUGUGCUGUACGCUGAGGAAGACCACUGCUUCGAACACACCGUGCCGUGUAAAGCAGUGAUGAUUUUCUUCCAUUACUGUGUCAUGUCCAACUAUUUCUGGCUCUUCAUUGAGGGUCUGUAUCUCUUCACUCUGCUGGUGGAGACUUUCUUUCCUGAGAGACGUUACUUCUACUGGUACACCAUUGUAGGGUGGGGGACUCCCACCAUCUGCGUCACUGUCUGGGCAGUUCUGAGGCUCCACUUUCACGACACUGGAUGCUGGGAUACAAAUGAGAACACUGCCCUCUGGUGGGUGAUCAAAGGACCAGUUGUGGCCUCCAUUAUGAUCAAUUUUGUCCUCUUCAUUGGAAUCAUCAUCAUUCUGGUGCAGAAGCUGCAGUCCCCUGACAUUGGAGGGAAUGAAUCGAGCAUUUACCUCAGCUGUGCUCAGAAAUGCUUCAGUGAGCCCACACAGGCUGUUCAGCAUUCGUGCAGGAUGUCAGAGUUAUCCACCAUCACACUGCGUCUGGCGCGCUCCACCCUCCUGCUCAUCCCUCUUUUUGGUAUUCACUACACUGUGUUCGCCUUCUCACCUGAAGAUGUCAGGAAGAGGGAGAGACUGGUGUUUGAACUGGGACUGGGAUCCUUCCAGGGCUUUGUUGUAGCUGUGCUCUACUGUUUCCUCAAUGGAGAGUUUCUCCCUGAAGGUGCAGUCGGAGAUCAAGAGGAAAUGGCGCAGCUGGACGGUGAAUCGGUACUUUGCUGUGGACCUGAAGCAGCAGCGGCACCCUUCAUUGGCCAGCAGUGGAGUGAACGGCGGGACUCAGCUGUCGAUCCUCAGCAAGAGCAGCUCCCAGAUACGCAUGUCCAGCCCGCUGGCGGAGAGUGCCAACAUCAGCCUCCCAACCUGAGCGUCUGACUGGCGAGAAGUCAACUUCAAGGUGCCGUUCCACUUAUGUACACCCAGACCAACCAGAGCAGACCAAAGUGGCCCCUGAUACCUCUGACAUUUUGUAGUUUGGCCUUUUGAAAAUGAGGUAUUUCUGAAAGCAUUUACUGGAGACUCAUUAGAGUAGCUUUCGUAUGUUAUAAUUUCAUGUGACGAUAAAGUAUAAUUUAUUUAUUGUUUUCAAUAGAUUUCAAUCUUUUCUGACUUAUGAUACUCUUGAUAUUUUAACAAAUUCCACUCCCUAGAUUAAAACAGAAAUUAUUAGAAAUUUCCUACCACUUAGUUUAGUUCAGAUUUAGCCCCGUUAUUGUUUAUUUAUAAACAAUAUUAAUGUAGAGUUGGUGCCAAAAAACAAUAGUUGUCAAAAGAAGAAAACAGUAUUUAAACAUCAGACGUAGGGGUCAUAUUUGGCUGUUGGUAUGUAACGUAAAUGUGCUUCAAAGUGCCAUACAGGUUGCCUGACUGGAUCUGAUCUCGUAACAGUCCAAAGUUAAACAACAACCAAACGUUCGCCUUGCUUGUACAAAUGCUCAUUGUUUGAACAUUUCAUCUUAAAUUUAAACAUUUUUAUACAAUCAGCCGUAAGUACAGAGUAUGUCAAAAGAUAAAAGGAGAAAAAAUAACAACUCAUGGACUUUGUAAAUAGUUACUUUUGGUGUCUAGAUCAGAGUUUCUUUCGUUCGCAUAACGCAGUAUUGUAAUGACCUUUUCAAACAAAAGGAACUGGAGCCCAAAUCUGUAGACUUCAUCACAUGUCCUGAGGACCCAGAAGAUCCUGCCCACUAUAUUCUGAACUAUUUGUUUGUAUUAAAUCAAAUAUACACACACAGUAUUUGUAGUAGAACAUAGUGCCAAAAUGAGUGAGCACUAUCAGGCAGUGGUUCCCGACCUGGGAGGUCGAAACUGUCUCGUAGAAAUUACGUUUGUACGUUACUAAACUGCUUUCUUAAUAACGUUGUUGUGGCAACGUAAUCGCUGCCUGAAUUACGUUCAGAGACAGAUAAUGAAACACUACAUUCAUGUACCAUGUAGGCUUCGGAAAGAGGUGGCUAGGAAGGAUGGUUGGCAUACAAAGUGCAGGACGUUGACAACAAAAGCACUUUGGUUAGAGAAAGAUUCUGAUUUUAGUUCAAUGUUAAUUAAAAACAGUGGUAACACUUUACUUGAAGGUAUCUACAUGAGAGUGACAUGACACUGUCAUAAC